GUCAGUGGAUAAGACUGCACAAUAUUAGAAAGUCUUCGUAUAGCUUUUCAAUAUUGCAGGACAAAAGAAUUGUCCAUUUUCACACCGAAAAGUCAAAAUAUUAUUUUUUGUAGCUCCGAGUAGCAAUGAAAAUUUUCGCCGCUGCAAUUUCGAUAUUAUGUGUGGUAAUUGAUCAAAAAGCCACGGUACAAGGAGGAUUGAUCGAUAUAUUUAGAGGAAAAGAUAAAACACCAGAUGAAGCAUCUGGUGAAGGAUCAGGUGGAUUUUCUGGAGGACUAUCGGGUAAUUUAAAAUUACCAGGGAACAUUUUAUCAGAAUGUAGUGUUGGAGGGAAUGUAAAUGGCAACAUUGGAGCUUCACCAUCUGGAGGUAUACAAGGAGAUGUUAAUGCAGAAGUUAAUUUGCCGUCUUGUGACUGCAUCAGAAAAUUCGAUGCCCAAGGGUCCGUAGGCGGUGGAGGAUCUACUGGUUUUGGUGGUUUCGGAGUUAGUGGUGGAGCAAGUUUUGGUGGAAGUCUUGCAAUGCCGGGGGUGAAUUGCGCUGAAACUGAUAAUCCGCCUGAAGAAGAACCUAAUGAAGAACAAGAUCCAUCAGAAGAGCAAGAGUCUUCUGAAGACGAAAAUUCGCCUGAAGAAGAAGAAGUUGAUGUUACAACUUUACCUCUUUGCGCAGAUUUACGUAAACAAGAUCUCCAAGGAUCGUUAGGAAGUACAGAUACGUCUAAUAAAGUCGCUCCAGGAAACCGUAAUAAAGAUAAUGUUUUUGAAAAAAUUUCCGUUAUUAUUCCCGGAGUUAAUUGCUAUGAGCCAGAGCCUCCAGAAAAAGAGUCUGAAGAAUCAACAGAAGCGCCUGAGGAGUCAGAAGAGUCUGAACAAUCAACAGUAGCACCUAAAGAGUCAGAAGAGUCUGAACAAUCAACGGACGUAUACGGAGAGUCAGAAGAGUCUGAAGAAUCAACAGAAACACCUGAGGAGUCGAAAGAGUCUGAACAAUCAACAGAAGCACCUGAAAAGUCAGAAGAGUCUGAACAAUCAACAGAAGCACCUGAAGAAUCAGAAGAGUCUGAACAAUCAACAGAAGCACCUGAAGAGUCAGAAGAGUCUGAAGAAUCAACAGAAACACCUGAAGAGUCGAAAGAGUCUGAACAAUCAACAGAAGCACCUGAAGAAUCAGAAGAGUCUGAACAAUCAACAGAAGCACCUGAAGAAUCAGAAGAGUCUGAACAAUCAACAGAAGCACCUGAAGAGUUAGAAGAGUCUGAAGAAUCAACAGAAGCACCAGGAAAAAAUUCUUACUGUUAUCACCUAGAUAUUAAUAGAGAUAUAAUAAUGUCACCCAAGAAUAAUUUUUUAACGGCUUCUCCAGUUGGAAAUGCUGAUGCACCUGCUGAAUUCUAUCAAACAAUGUACAUGGACAAUGCACUUCAAAUUUACCAAACUGACCUCUCACUAGAUAAGAAACUUAUUUAUGAUUCAAAACCUGAAAAAAAAAUGACAAAUAUUUGCAAUGAUUCAUAUCCAGAAGGAUCAAUUGAAGCCAAUAUUUGGAAAAUUAUCAAUUUAGAGGUCAUGGCCGGUAAAGGAUGUCCUGUAAAGAAAGGAAGUGGUUAUACUUUUCCAGAAUGGCUUAGAGGAACGGAACUUACGCUUAAUGAACCAUUGGAGUACGGCAAUUACAAAUUAAAUAUUGAUUUUGAUACUCCUCAAGGUGCCUGGGCGUUGAAACUGUUAUUUCUGUUUGAAGUAAACGAAAACUCUGAGUGCACUGUUAAAGAAAGUUUUGACGAAUCAACAGAAGAACCUGAAGAAUCAACAGAAGCACCUGAAGAAUCAGAAGAGUCUGAACAAUCAACAGAAGCACCUGAAGAAUCAGAAGAGUCUGAACAAUCAACAGAAGCACCUGAAGAAUCAGAAGAGUCUGAACAAUCAACAGAAGCACCUGAAGAGUUAGAAGAGUCUGAAGAAUCAACAGAAGCACCAGGAAAAAAUUCUUACUGUUAUCGCCUAGAUAUUAAUAGAGAUAUAAUAAUGUCACCCAAGAAUAAUUUUUUAACGGCUUCUCCAGUUGAAAAUGCUGAUGCACCUGCUGAAUUCUAUCAAACAAUGAACAUGGACAAUGCACUUCAAAUUUACCAAACUGACCUCUCACUAGAUAAGAAACUUAUUUAUGAUUCAAAACCUGAAAAAAAAAUGACAAAUAUUUGCAAUGAUUCAUAUCCAGAAGGAUCAAUUGAAGCCAAUAUUUGGAAAAUUAUCAAUUUAGAGGUCAUGGCCGGUAAAGGAUGUCCCGUAGAGAAAGGAAGUGGUUAUACUUUUCCAGAAUGGCUUAGAGGAACGGAACUUACGCUUAAUGAACCAUUGGAGUACGGCAAUUACAAAUUAAAUAUUGAUUUUGAUACUCCUCAAGAUGCCUGGGCGUUGAAACUGUUAAUUCUGUUUGAAGUAAACGAAAACUCUGAGUGCACUGUUAAAGAAAGUUUUGACGAAUCAACAGAAGAACCUGAAGAAUCAACAGAAGCACCUGAAGAAUCAGAAGAGUCUGAACAAUCAACAGAAGCACCUGAAGAAUCAGAAGAGUCUGAACAAUCAACAGAAGCACCUGAAGAAUCAGAAGAGUCUGAACAAUCAACAGAAGCACCUGAAGAGUUAGAAGAGUCUGAAGAAUCAACAGAAGCACCAGGAAAAAAUUCUUACUGUUAUCGCCUAGAUAUUAAUAGAGAUAUAAUAAUGUCACCCAAGAAUUACUUUUUAACGGCUUCUCCAGUUGAAAAUGCUGAUGCACCUGCUGAAUUCUAUCAAACAAUGAACAUGGACAAUGCACUUCAAAUUUACCAAACUGACCUCUCACUAGAUAAGAAACUUAUUUAUGAUUCAAAACCUGAAAAAAAAAUGACAAAUAUUUGCAAUGAUUCAUAUCCAGAAGGAUCAAUUGAAGCCAAUAUUUGGAAAAUUAUCAAUUUAGAGGUCAUGGCCGGUAAAGGAUGUCCCGUAGAGAAAGGAAGUGGUUAUACUUUUCCAGAAUGGCUUAGAGGAACGGAACUUACGCUUAAUGAACCAUUGGAGUACGGCAAUUACAAAUUAAAUAUUGAUUUUGAUACUCCUCAAGAUGCCUGGGCGUUGAAACUGUUAAUUCUGUUUGAAGUAAACGAAAACUCUGAGUGCACUGUUAAAGAAAGUUUUGACGAAUCAACAGAAGAACCUGAAGAAUCAACAGAAGCACCUGAAGAAUCAGAAGAGUCUGAACAAUCAACAGAAGCACCUGAAGAAUCAGAAGAGUCUGAACAAUCAACAGAAGCACCUGAAGAGUUAGAAGAGUCUGAAGAAUCAACAGAAGCACCAGGAAAAAAUUCUUACUGUUAUCGCCUAGAUAUUAAUAGAGAUAUAAUAAUGUCACCCAAGAAUAAUUUUUUAACGGCUUCUCCAGUUGAAAAUGCUGAUGCACCUGCUGAAUUCUAUCAAACAAUGAACAUGGACAAUGCACUUCAAAUUUACCAAACUGACCUCUCACUAGAUAAGAAACUUAUUUAUGAUUCAAAACCUGAAAAAAAAAUGACAAAUAUUUGCAAUGAUUCAUAUCCAGAAGGAUCAAUUGAAGCCAAUAUUUGGAAAAUUAUCAAUUUAGAGGUCAUGGCCGGUAAAGGAUGUCCUGUAGAGAAAGGAAGUGGUUAUACUUUUCCAGAAUGGCUUAGAGGAACGGAACUUACGCUUAAUGAACCAUUGGAGUACGGCAAUUACAAAUUAAAUAUUGAUUUUGAUACUCCUCAAGAUGCCUGGGCGUUGAAACUGUUAUUUCUGUUUGAAGUAAACGAAAACUCUGAGUGCACUGUUAAAGAAAGUUUUGACGAAUCAACAGAAGCACCUGAAGAAUCAGAAGAGUCUGAACAAUCAACAGAAGCACCUGAAGAAUCAGAAGAGUCUGAACAAUCAACAGAAGCACCUGAAGAGUUAGAAGAGUCUGAAGAAUCAACAGAAGCGCCAGGAAGAAAUUCUUACUGUUAUCACCUAGAUAUUAAUAGAGAUAUAAUAAUGUCACCCAAGAAUAAUUUUUUAACGGCUUCUCCAGUUGGAAAUGCUGAUUCACCUGCUGAAUUCUAUCAAACAAUGAAUAUGGACAAUGCACUUCAAAUUUACCAAACUGACCUCUCACUAGAUAAGAAACUUAUUUAUGAUUCAAAACCUGAAAAAAAAAUGACAAAUAUUUGCAAUGAUUCAUAUCCAGAAGGAUCAAUUGAAGCCAAUAUUUGGAAAAUUAUCAAUUUAGAGGUCAUGGCCGGUAAAGGAUGUCCCGUAGAGAAAGGAAGUGGUUAUACUUUUCCAGAAUGGCUUAGAGGAACGGAACUUACGCUUAAUGAACCAUUGGAGUACGGCAAUUACAAAUUAAAUAUUGAUUUUGAUACUCCUCAAGAUGCCUGGGCGUUGAAACUGUUAUUUCUGUUUGAAGUAAACGAAAACUCUGAGUGCACUGUUAAAGAAAGUUUUGACGAAUCAACAGAAGAACCUGAAGAAUCAACAGAAGCACCUGAAGAAUCAGAAGAGUCUGAACAAUCAACAGAAGCACCUGAAGAAUCAGAAGAGUCUGAACAAUCAACAGAAGCACCUGAAGAAUCAGAAGAGUCUGAACAAUCAACAGAAGCACCUGAAGAGUUAGAAGAGUCUGAAGAAUCAACAGAAGCGCCAGGAAGAAAUUCUUACUGUUAUCACCUAGAUAUUAAUAGAGAUAUAAUAAUGUCACCCAAGAAUAAUUUUUUAACGGCUUCUCCAGUUGGAAAUGCUGAUUCACCUGCUGAAUUCUAUCAAACAAUGAAUAUGGACAAUGCACUUCAAAUUUACCAAACUGACCUCUCACUAGAUAAGAAACUUAUUUAUGAUUCAAAACCUGAAAAAAAAAUGACAAAUAUUUGCAAUGAUUCAUAUCCAGAAGGAUCAAUUGAAGCCAAUAUUUGGAAAAUUAUCAAUUUAGAGGUCAUGGCCGGUAAAGGAUGUCCCGUAGAGAAAGGAAGUGGUUAUACUUUUCCAGAAUGGCUUAGAGGAACGGAACUUACGCUUAAUGAACCAUUGGAGUACGGCAAUUACAAAUUAAAUAUUGAUUUUGAUACUCCUCAAGGUGCCUGGGCGUUGAAACUGUCAUUUCUGUUUGAAGUAAACGAAAACUCUGAGUGCACUGUUAAAGAAAGUUUUGACGAAUCAACAGAAGCACCUGAAGAAUCAGAAGAGUCUGAAGAAGAAUCAGAGCAAUGUUAUAUAGUCGAUAUGGAUGUCCAAGUAGUAAAAAUACCAAUGUUCAUGGGUGUUCUAAACAAACCUAUGGACAAGGAUAACGCUUUUAAAAUUAACGGAGCUGAUAUGAAAGUUGAUGGUAAGUUCAUUUAUGAUUCAAGAUCUGAAGAAGAAAUGACAAACGCCUGCGAAGAUUCAUAUCCCGAGGGGUCUUUUCAAGCUAAUAUUUGGCAUAUGUUCAAUUUGGGAAUUCUGAAAGGCAAAGGAUGUCCUGUCGAACAAGGAAGCAUUAAGACGUUCCCUAAGAAGCUGGAUGAUAUGCAGCUCAAGAUAAACGAGCGAUUAGAACCUGGUGAUUACACUGCGCACCUAGACUUGGCAGCACCUGAUGGGACUUGGGCUGGAGCUAUUUACUUCUACUUUAUGUUAGAUGGUCCUUCUGAGUGUAAAGAGGAAGAAGAACCUCAAGAACCAAUAAAACCAUUUGAAGAUGAAUCCAAUUCUAAUUGUUACAAAGUAGAUAUAAGGAGAAGUACGUUACUUACACCCGAAAAUAACUUUCUGAACUCUUCUGAGCCUACUGGAGAUGUGACCGCAGAAUUCUAUCAAACCAUGGACAUGGAAAAUGCACUUCAAUUUCACACAGCUGAACUCUCCGUAAAUUUGAAAUCUAUUUAUGAUUCAAAAAAAAUGAAAAAUGUUUGCGAUGAUUCAUAUCCAGAAGGAUCAUUUGAAGCCAAUAUUUGGAAAAUUUUCAACUUGAGUAUCAUGAAUGGUCAAGGAUGUCCUAUGGAAAAAGGUGACAAUCACACCUUCAUUGAGUGGCUAAGAGGAACAGAGCUCAACUUUAAUGAUCCGUUGGAGUACGGAAACUACAGGGUUCACAUGGAGUUUGAUACCCCUGAAGGUGAAUGGGUGUUGGGGAUGUACUUAGGUUUUGUAGUCGACGAAAAUUCCAUGUGUAACCGUUCGUGAGUCUUAUCAAGUAAUAAAAGUGCUUGAAGAUGACAGAGAGGUAUAAAUAUAUUGUAGAUAUCAGUGAAGAACAUGCAAGCUGUCAUAUUUGUUGAAAAAUUAACACGAAGAAGAUAUCUGCAUUUCUGGUUGAAAUAUACGCACUCGAUUCUUAACAAAUUCAAAAUUAAAAACAAUAAAAAACAAAAAAAAAUUA
Messenger RNA from Cotesia glomerata, 6387 nucleotides. RefSeq lists its product as uncharacterized. The record is from RefSeq and is a predicted model, not a curated record. Gene Ontology annotation, cellular component: nucleus. The transcript is spliced from 22 exons. Bases 126 to 6191 code for a protein of 2021 amino acids. Lineage: Eukaryota; Metazoa; Arthropoda; Insecta; Hymenoptera; Braconidae.